Pogona vitticeps (central bearded dragon) is the source of this 4343-nucleotide messenger RNA. Lineage: Eukaryota; Metazoa; Chordata; Lepidosauria; Squamata; Agamidae. The record is from RefSeq and is a predicted model, not a curated record.
AUGGCUUUCCUUCAACCUCCUUUUAAGGAAAGACAGAAGGCACUGGCGUCUACAGGAGGCCGAAGCGUCCAAGCCGCCUGUGACUGGCUCUUUUCCCACGUAUGCGACCCUUUUCUUGACGACCCCCUGCCUCGGGAGUAUGUCCUCUACCUACGUCCCACCGGUCCCUUAGCCCAGAAGCUCUCCGAUUUCUGGCAGCAGUCAAAGCAGCUGUGCGGGAAGAACAAGGCCCACAAUAUCUUUCCCCACAUCACGCUCUGCCAGUUCUUUAUGUGUGAAGACAGCAAGGUCGAGGCGCUCUGUGAAGCUCUGCAAGUCACAGUGACCCGAUGGCGGUGCAAGUUUCCCAGCCCUUUGCCCCUGGAACUCUACACCUCUUCAAACUUCAUUGGGCUUUUUGUCAAGGAGGAGAGUGCAGAAAUCCUCAAGAAGUUUGCAGCUGAUUUUGCUGCAGAAGCCGCCUCGAAAGCUGAAGUACAUGUGGAACCUCAUAAGAAGCAGCUUCAUGUGACGCUGGCCUACCACUUCCAACCGAGCCACUUGCCCACGCUUGAGAAGCUAGCUCAGAGCAUAGACAUGAAGCUGGGUUGUGACUGGGUAGCUACCAUAUUCUCCCGCGAUAUUAGAUUCGCAAACCAUGAGACUCUGCAGGUGAUCUACCCAUACACCCCGCAGAAUGAUGAUGAGCUGGAACUUGUUCCAGGGGAUUUUAUUUUCAUGUCUCCCGUGGAGCAAAUCACAACCAGCGAAGGCUGGAUUUACGGUACUUCCCUCACCACGGGCUGCUCCGGAUUGCUGCCGGAGAACUACAUCACCAAAGCGGAUGAGUGUGGCACAUGGGUGUUCCACGGGUCAUAUUCCAUUCUGAAUCCCAGUUCUUCUUCAUCUCUUCUGAUGUUCAAUGAUGGUGUGAUGGACCGGAGGCUACAAGAAGACCAGGGACCGGGCGAGUCUGGGCCGCUCACCAUCUUCUGUCAGAGUAUGCAGCCUUUAAGGAUCACCAGCCAGCCGGGGCCGCAGAAAAGAUGCCUUUUCGUCUGCCGCCACGGAGAAAGGAUGGAUGUUGUCUUUGGAAAAUACUGGCUCUCGCAAUGUUUUGAUGCCAAAGGAAGGUACAUGCGCACAAACCUAAACAUGCCUCACAGCCUACCUCAACGAAGUGGCGGAUUCAGGGAUUAUGAAAAGGACGCCCCCAUCACUGUGUUUGGCUGCACGCAAGCAAGGCUUGUUGGUGAGGCUCUUCUCGAAAGCAACACUGUCAUCCACCACAUUUACUGUUCCCCCUCCCUGCGCUGCGUACAGACUGCACACUAUAUUUUGAAAGGGUUGCAACAGGAGAAUAACCUGAAGAUUCGCGUUGAGCCCGGCUUAUUUGAAUGGACAAAAUGGGUCUCUGGGAACUCUCUACCUGCCUGGAUACCUCCCAUGGAUUUAGCUGCAGCCAGUUUAAGUGUUGAUACAACAUAUAGACCUCAUAUACCAGCGAGCAAGUUAGCGGUUUCAGAAUCUUAUGAUACGUAUAUCAGCAGAAGCUAUCAAGUAACGAAAGACAUAUUGAGUCAAUGUAAAGCCAAAGGGAAUAACAUUUUGAUAGUGGCCCACGCUUCCUCCCUGGAGGCCUGCACCUGCCAGCUUCAAGGACUCUCCCCACAGAAUUCCAAGGACUUUGUACAGAUGGUCAGAAAGAUUCCAUACCUGGGGUUUUGUUGCUGUGAAGAACUCGGAGACACCGGCUUGUGGCAGCUCACCGACCCCCCGAUCCUUCCUCUCACUCACGGACCAACCGGGGGCUUUAACUGGAGAGAAACCUUGCUCCAAGAAUAAGCCAAAAGGACAGGAAGUACAACUGAAGAGAGAGAGACUUUCCUUAGACUGGUGACCGUCUUGCACAUGGGAAAUUUUUAACUAUUACUGACAGAGGAGAAAAUUAUCCAUAAUCCUUUAAAUGGAUUUCAAACUCUAGCAUAUCUUCUAUUGAGGAAUGUUUGUGUGUCUAGGAAAAAAAAAUAGGUCUAUACAGGCAUACGCUUGGGUUGUGGAAAAAUGUAUGUGUACUUCAACACACCCACACCCACACACACUUUCUCUUUCACUUGCUCUCUCUUCAGGCAUCUCUCCGGCAAAAGUGUCUUUGUGAUGUUAGCUACUGAGCUUUAAUAUAUAUAUUUUUUAAAAAGUUUGAGUCAAGCUCCAGGAAGGAGAACCAGUUUUCACUGCCUUCUGUAUAAUGUUCGUGACCAGUAAGGUCGUGCUCCAGAUUGUUGUGUUUUGCUGUUCGGUAAUUGUUUUAUUUUAUUUUUAUUUUAAGAAUUGAAUUUUUUUUUGUUCUGAGUCAUUUCAGGUAGAGCACGCUCCCAACCACAUAUAACUAAAUUAUUAUACUUGUAUAGGAUCUCUUUCCCUUCACCUUCACUCCAAAAAUAAUAGUAGUAAGUAGAAAAAACUAGAAAUACAUUCCUAAUCCAAAUUACUAUGGAAUCAUACACCUAAUUUACUUGCACUGUUAGACCAUUAGAAAUAUGAAAAAUACUUUUGAAAAGGGGGCCUUGUUGGGAACCAAAAUUUUAAUAGGAAGGAUUAAGCUUGUUUUGAUUUCUCAGCAUUUGGUAGCUCUCAGCAAUGUUGUUUCCCUGGGAAAACAUUAUAUUUCAAGGAAACAGGAAUGUUCUGUCUGUAGAGAAGGCAUUUUUUGAUAACAUCAACAACGGAUGAAUUUGUGUCCUCUCGGUUUCAAGAUGGCAGUAUCCCCCCCCCCAAAAUAGUCACAGAAAUUGAAAGCAGGAGCUUUUUAAACAGUCCAAAAUGUUGACCAGUAUUAGCUGAAACAAGAGUCUACGAAGACUUUUGUGUUGUCUCCUAAUGCUCCUCAUUGGUUUUGUUGUGGUAAAACGUAACACAGAGGCCUCCCAGAAGAACACGGUUACCAGGUCACUGUUGUGUUGGACAACAUUUAUCUGAACUGGACUCAGAAGGAUUCAGAACUGGAGAAAAUUACUUUUUCAAAAAGCAACUAUAAAUCUUGGCCGUAAUUCUGAGGGAUUCUGGAAAUGAUAUCGUCCAAAAAUCGAGAAACAGGGAGCUGUGGGGUGUAUGUAGUCACGUCUGACAUCGGCAUCCCGUGUUCAUUCAACAUUUUCUGUGGCUUUAGUGCCAUCACUAUGAUAUCUGCCCUCUUCAACCACUGUGCUGCUCCCGGACCAUUAUAAUUUCUCACAACGCCCAGAUGCAAUGUGGUUCUAGGAAGUUCUGAGGACUUUAAAUGAUGCCCACCUCGUCUCCCUCUCAGGGGUCACCAUGCCGUGACUGGAACAGUACUUCUAGUGUCUGGUGUCCAAAGUAAGCAACUGGAGGGGCAGUUAAACAGAAGGGUUCCUUCAUAUCACCUCCAGUUGAGGGCCUCCUCAAAUACAGAGCUGGCCGGACCACCCAUAUUGCCACACCCUGUCGUGUGGUGGAAUCACUAAGUGAUGCUUGAGGAGUAAUCAAAAUAUUGUAGGAUCUAGGAAUCGUAUUACAUAGGAGUGCUCUUUACGCAGUUGGAAAACAUUUCUCUCUCUUUUUUAAAAAAACUACAAUUCCCAGAAUAGUCCUGCUGGCUGUGGAAUCUUGGGAGUUGUAGUUCAGGCCAGAAAGCACACAUCUCUUGUGUUUACACACUUUUAACUUGUCAUAAUUUAUCCCAGAUGAUGUAAAGGGAGUUCGGAAUAUGCAGAAAUGACACAGAACUGUUUAGAAAAUGCCAGUGUGGUUCCCCCCCUCCCAUUUCUCUCUUUUUGUGCCAUUGAUACAAGCAACUUUGUAAACUAAGUCCUUCUAGGCUUGUGUUUAUCCUGAAUGGAGGAAAGUUAUCCUAAGAUGUGUUGACCAAAGUAUUUGCUUGAGAAUAUUGGUAGCCAAACUUUUGUUAAUUUAGAUGAAUUUAGGACUUAGCCUUUAUCUUGGACCACCCCAGAGAUCAUAUAGUUUAGAUCUUCAUUUUUGGGUGCAAGGUGAGUGUUUUUUCAUUCCCCACCCCCCAUGUUUGGAUUGCAACCUUCUUAAGAUACUUCAGCACAUCAUGAAUAAGCCAUGAUAAGCCAAGAUGGGUCUUUCCAGAUGUUUCAUACCACAUAAGUUCAUGAAGAUGAAGGCUGGGUGAAAACCAGGCCCACCAGUGAUUUUUCUGUUCAAAACUCAUCUUGGACCUCAUUUACAAGCAUAACAGAUAAGAAUCUUGGUUCCUUAGACCAACAGAUUAUAUUUCUUAAUGACUGAAAAUAUGUACUCUUAAUUCCAUUGAAAUAAAGGUUAGCCCUGUGGUCCAAACAAAAUAAAAUACAAAUGCAAAAAUAGGUGAUCGCUUU